This is a messenger RNA of Prosopis cineraria, 814 nucleotides long. Its product is annotated as proline-rich receptor-like protein kinase PERK3. Gene Ontology annotation, biological process: protein phosphorylation. The record is from RefSeq and is a predicted model, not a curated record. The transcript is spliced from 4 exons. Lineage: Eukaryota; Viridiplantae; Streptophyta; Magnoliopsida; Fabales; Fabaceae. Gene Ontology annotation, molecular function: protein kinase activity; ATP binding. Bases 294 to 779 code for a protein of 161 amino acids.
GCAUCCAUAGAUUUUUCAUUUGAUACAAAUACAUAUGCAUUAGUACCAGCAAACGGCCUCAUUUUUGAAGGUGGAGCUCAAGCACUUCAUCUUUUCAAUUCUCGAUUAUUAGAUUUUGAGCAAAGUUUUCAGGGAAGCUGGUUUUCAAAGCUGUAUGUGCACUUGAGAGGGGAGGAGGGAGAAGGCAUGGAGGAGAGAGCAACAAAAGCUUGGAAGCAGCAAAAAAAAUGGGCCACCAUGUGUAAAAUAACGCCUGUUAUAUCAGUGGGGGUUCAAGCAAGAAAGUGGACAUUAUGGGUGGAGUUGUUGGAGGUUUAGCUUUUCUUUUGAUCUUCUUUGCAUUAUUUGCCUGGAUUAGACGACCAAAAACCCCUAAGGAGAUUCCUAGAGGAAAGAUAAUUGGAGCAAGCAAGUUGGACGGCCCAGUUAGUUACAGUUAUGGGGAGUUGAAGUUUGCAACCAAUAAUUUUAGGGAAGAAAAUAAACUAGGACAAGGAGGAUAUGGUGUUGUGUACAAGGGUACUCUAAAAAAUGGAAAAAUAGUUGCAAUCAAGAAAUUAAAUGUCCGCCAAUUCACGAGGAUGGAGGAAGAAUUUGAAAGUGAAGUGAAGCUGAUUAGUAAUGCUCAUCAUCUAAAUCUUCUUCGACUUCUAGGAUAUUGCAAAAAUAGGCACAACAGAAUUCUUGUGUAUGAAUACAUGAAAAACAACAGUCUUGACAAAUUCUUGUUUGGUAAGCUCCUAUCAACGCAACAUUUUUGUCUUUGUCUUUUUAAGUAGUAGUUAUAAUGAUUUACGCCCUUGACAAAAAAGUA